Molecule: messenger RNA, 723 nt
Organism: Emys orbicularis (European pond turtle)
Lineage: Eukaryota; Metazoa; Chordata; Testudines; Emydidae
Product: DLA class II histocompatibility antigen, DR-1 beta chain-like
Exons: 4
Coding region: 1-723 (240 amino acids)
Source: RefSeq, a predicted model, not a curated record
AUGCAGGCUCCGGGCGGCGCUUACCUCAAGCAGCUCACGGAAGCAGCGGCAUGUGCUCCCUCCAGCUACUACGCGGAGGCGCAGCCAGGAGUCUCUGCGUGCUGCCCCGUCCACAGGCACCGCCCCUGCAGCUCCCAAUGGCUGCAGUUGCCGGCCAAUGGGAGCUGCAGGAGCAGUGCUUGGCGCAGGGGCAGCGUUGAGGAGCCUCCGGCUGGCUCUACACUUCAGCCCAAGGUGAAAGUUUCCCCCACGAAAUCGGGGUCCGGGCCCCACUCCCACCUGCUGGUUUGCUCGGUGAUGGGGCUUUACCCCGGGGGGAUCGAGAUCAAGUGGCUGAAGAACGGGCAGGAGCAGACGGCCAGGGCAGUGUCCACGGAGCUGCUCCAGAACGGAGCCUGGACCUUCCAGAUCCUGGUGAUGCUGGAGAUGAGCCCCCAGCGCGGGGACGUCUACACCUGCCAGGUGGAGCACAUCAGCCUGCGGGGCCCCCUCGCCGUGCACUGGGCGGCGCAGCCAGACUCUGCCAGGACCCCGAUGCUGCUGGGGGUCGGGGGCUUCGUGCUGGGGCUGAUCUCCCUGGCGCCCGGACUCCUCACCUACCUGAAGACUAAGGGAGGUGCCUGGCUCUGGGCACCCCAGCUCAGCCUGGACGCCCUGCCAGGGCCCUCCUGGUUCCCAUCCCCCACCUGCGCCCACCCCCUUUGUGUAUGUAGCUGGGCCUGA